Messenger RNA from Loa loa (African eye worm), 1263 nucleotides. RefSeq names its product oxidoreductase. Gene Ontology annotation, molecular function: oxidoreductase activity. NCBI's taxonomy places the organism in Eukaryota, Metazoa, Nematoda, Chromadorea, Rhabditida, Onchocercidae. The record is from RefSeq and is a predicted model, not a curated record. The transcript has 5 exons. Bases 14 to 961 code for a protein of 315 amino acids.
UUACAGAUGACUAAUGACAUCCGUGAUCAAAUUAAACUCAGGACAUUACAUCCCAUCUGUUGGUCUUGGUACUUGGCUUUCGGAGCCCGGUCAAGUUGGAAAUGCACUUAAAAUCGCUCUCAACAAUGGUUAUCGACAUAUCGAUUGUGCGCAUAUAUAUAAAAAUCAGAUCGAACUAGGUGGAGCAUUUGCUGAGGUUUUUAAAGAGAAGAACAUAAAGCGUGCUGAUGUAUUUGUCACUUCGAAAAUAUGGAAUACUUUUCAUUCAUAUGAAAUGGCCAAGAAGGACAUAGAUAUAAUAUUGAACGAACUUCGCUUCGAUUAUUUAGAUUUAUGUCUCAUUCACUGGCCACAAGGGUAUGAAGAAAGUGGUGAAUUUUUUCCCAAGAGACCGGAUAAUGAAAAAUGUAUAUAUUCGGACGUUGACUACUUGGAUACAUGGCGUGCUAUGGAAGAGUAUGUAAAACUGAAGAAAAUCCGUUCUAUUGGAUUGUCAAAUUUUAAUCACAAACAGAUUCUGCGAGUGAUUAACAAUUGUACCAUCAAACCGGCUGUUUUGCAGGUUGAACUUCAUCCUUAUUUUCAACAGCACAAAUUACACAAUUUCUGUCAAGAGUAUGGAAUAGUAGUGACUGCGUAUAGUCCACUGGCCAAUCCGACGAUGCCAUUCAGAAAAGCAACAGAUGCUGUUUUACUUGAUGAUCCUGUCAUUCUUAAGCUUGCAAAAGUGCAUCACAAGUCAGCCGCACAGAUAAUACUACGUUGGGGCAUCCAACGUGGAUUGGUCGUUAUUCCGAAAUCAGUGACUGAAAAAAGGAUUAUUGAAAACAUCAAUAUUUUCGACUUUGAACUCAAACCUGAAGAAAUGACACUGAUCAACAGCUUAGAUAAAAACUGGCGUAUCUUAGAUCUUUCAAGAGAUGCAGACCAUCCUUUCUUUCCGUUCAAUGAAGAAUAUUAAAAUAAUUUUGGGGAAAGUUACAACAAUGGAAAAAUGAAAAGACUUUCUAAGCUCUUCUUUUCAAGACCAGGUUCAGCACUUCCCCAAGCUUCUAUUGCAAACUGAGAAAUUUUCCCCGAGCAAUCAAAGUAUUUAUUGUUUUGAAUAUAUCCUAGAUAAAAGAUUUAUUACUUGACACAAAAAAUAAAUGUUUUACCAUACCUGAAGUGAUGAAUCAUCUGAUUGUCUCUAGUUGGAUAAAUUCGAAAACAGAUUGUUUGCAGUGGUUUCUCAAACUAUUUAUUUAUCUUUUAUUUUUUGUG